Molecule: messenger RNA, 852 nt
Organism: Candidozyma pseudohaemuli
Lineage: Eukaryota; Fungi; Ascomycota; Pichiomycetes; Serinales; Metschnikowiaceae
Exons: 1
Coding region: 1-852 (283 amino acids)
Biological process (GO): fungal-type cell wall organization
Cellular component (GO): fungal-type cell wall
Molecular function (GO): structural constituent of cell wall
Source: RefSeq, a predicted model, not a curated record
AUGAUCUUCUUAAAAACCGCCCCACUCCUCCUUGUAGCCCUCUCCUCGGCUCUCUACGACCCGUCAUCCGGUGCCGACUGGCGCCAACUCAAGCCCGUUUCUCCAAAACCACAGGGUGCUUUGUCCUCCAUUCCCUUCCCAGUGGGUAUAGUCACAAAGCCGUUUGUGUGGGUUGACGGCAGCUGGGAACCGCCUUGUGACGAUGAAGAAAAUGGUGAUAUUUUGGUCGACGACGAAAUCCCCACAAAGUGGGCAGACAUCCACCAGAUCGAGGUGGGCCAGGUCUUGAGACCAGACUUGGAUGGACCUCCACAGAGAAAGCCCAUUUUGCACGAGGAGCCGGAUGAAGAAUCCGAUUGUCUUGAUGAUAUUGAAGACUUUGAGCCUCCUUUGGAACCACCUUCACAAGAAUUGCCCUGUGACGAGGCCGAUUUUGAAAACUUGGAUCCAAACGAUAUAGUCGGUGGACCAGUGAGUGUUGUUCCAGAACAUGGACACCACAAAAGAGCCGACCGUUUCGAAACCUUCAACGGCCCUAUCAAGUUCUCCAGUUGCACCGAUGAAAAUACGCUUGUCAUGUUUUUGGACCAGGGUGUCUUGAGAGACCCAGAAAACAGAAUCGGGCUGAUUGUGGGAAAUCACCAGUUCCAGUUUGACGGACCUACUCCUCAGUAUGGAGCUUUGUAUGCGGCAGGGUGGCUAGUUACUCAAGAUAGCCUUUUGAGUCUUGGAGACCAAACCACCUUUUUCCAGUGUCUGGCUGGAGAUUUCCAUAAAACCUACGAUGCUCCAAUUCUGGACCAGUGUCUUCCAGUGCAGUUGGAAGUGGUGAAACUCGAUUUCGAGUGCUAG